UUACUGAUAAUAAAAAGAAGUCAUUAUUUAAGCAACCGCUGACUUUACUGGACUCUGCAGCCAAAACUACAGCAUUACAUUAUGUAUGUGAUGAACUAGAAGCACAGCAUUUAUCCUUUGAUGAUCAGCUAUGGAAAAAGAUUGCAUUCUGGGCUUUUCCAAGAGAUGAAUCAGAAGCCAAGCUUUAUUAUAAAAUUGUCAAUUCCGAUGAGCAAGCAUGGACUGCAGCUGUUAAGUUUGUAGAAAAAGAAAAAAUGACAGAUGUCAUCCAAGUUGGUUUCAUGGUGACUGCUACUAUAAGUGAUGGUCGUCCCUAUCAAGUAUCUCUCACGUUUGAACGUUGUAAAAUAGUCUCUUCAACUUGUUCUGGCUGUCCAAAACAACUCUGGUGCUCACAUAUUCUCGCUGCUGUUAUUUAUAGAAUACGCAAUGCAAAUCAGAUCACUGUCCAUGCACCUAUGACUGAAAGCCUGUCUGCAUUGAGCCGUGAACAAUUACAAAAACUUUUGCAAUAUCAUGUAGCUGAAGAUCCUGGAUCAGUCCUUGGUAAACUGUUCAAGCACUUCGAUGCUGUGCGUGAUGUUCAAUCUGAUAUGAACCAGACUCAAGCACUGCCUGAUCCCACAAUUGGAUUAGCAGAGGGCAUAUCCAAUACAUGGCAGAGAUCUAUGGAGAUAUUGGGUAAGAGAAUCAUAGCUGAGUUGAAGAGGGCUAGCAUUCUCCAUGAUAGCAGAUGCUGUUAUCAUGGACCUGGUGAGACACCAGCAGGUUGUGAAAAGAGCACUCUUGACCAGCACAUCAACAAAAUCAAAGAGUUAAUGUUAAGACGUGAUGCUAAAGCUCGUCAAGUAUUAAUGGUUAUUGCAGCAGCUACAGUGAAAGUGAUGAAAGAGAAUCAACGUGAAAGAUAUGAAGCACCUGAUCUGGACCGAUUUUGUCAUGAAAUUGAGAGGCUAAUGAGAGCUAGUGUUAUGAAUCCUUCAUUGUUAUCAAUACAACAUCUACAGAAGUUACAGACAUUCUUACUUAAACUCUACAGAGAGACCAGUAGUUUGAAAUCUAAUGUAGUACGUCACAGUCAGUGGAUUGAGCUACCCAGUGUUGUGCCAUUAUUGAAAGGCAAAGACUACAUCACAAGUGUAUUACAAGGUGAAGUCCCACAGAAUCUCUCCGAUGAAAUAGAUACAGUUGAUGAUAUGUUUGUUGUUGAUGGCAUUGGAAAUGAUGACAAUCAGGGUGGUAAUGGUAAUGCCUCUGCUAGUGAUAAUGAGCGCAUCAGUCAAGCACAAACAGGAUAUCUCUUCAAGGAAGCACUCUGUUUAGCAACUCUGAGACUACACCAUAAAGAUCCCAGGAUAUUAUUGGGCUUCACUGGUAAAUUGGUAAGUUUCAGCGUCACUUUGGCAGCAUUGGAAACUUUACUACUUCAUGGACUUAUCAAGCCAGCCACGUGUCUUGCUGUUAAACAGUUACAAGUUAUUAUGAACUCAGUUAAAAAGGAUUGUAUACUUAGUAAAAAUUUCCACAAAGAUCAACAAGAUGGCUUCAUGGAAAUGGACAGCAAUGAACCUAGUACAUCAAGGGGAGCAGCUUCAACGCUGCAUACAAGGAACAAGAUCUAAAACUAGAAAUAAGAAGGGGGCUAGACUUACACCUGCUCCAAAGGGAAGAGGAAAGGGAAGGGGGAAAGCCAAAGGAAAAGUUGCCAAAGAAAAAGAAGAUAAAAACAGUCCUCUGAACAAAACCAAGGAUCAUGUUACUUCUCCGAGUCCUACUAAGUUAGCAACAUUAGACUUUGCCCUGUUGUACUUAUGUGAUGUCAUUUUCAAGAGUAAUUACGCUGGUGACGAGGAACGUAAAUUAGCUUUCAAAGCGGGUCUACAUGCACUAGAGC
Molecule: messenger RNA, 1894 nt
Organism: Saccoglossus kowalevskii
Lineage: Eukaryota; Metazoa; Hemichordata; Enteropneusta; Harrimaniidae
Cellular component (GO): Cul2-RING ubiquitin ligase complex
Source: RefSeq, a predicted model, not a curated record